UUUAUUUUUUUCAUUUUUCAAAAACCACCUCUUUAUCAAAUAGAUACGGGAAACCCCAACCAUACCUCUAAAAAACCAUAAAUUACAAAAUACUCAUUUAUUGCAAGCUUAUAUAUAGGAAAAUCUAUGUUUCUCUUUCCUCUCUUUCCAUAUCACACCGCGGCAAAGAACCCUAGGUCGCCAAGGAGCGGCGGCGAGAAGGCAAUGUGGUAGAUGGGCUGGUUGAAACCGGUGGAAAAAUUCGAUCUUUUUGGUUUUUUUUGUUGAAUUUCUGGGUGGUUCUUGCGUCUCGGUCAAUAUGGAUGACGAUGGGUUAGGUAUUCGGAAUUGGGGCUACUAUGACCAGCCCUUGAAGGGGAACCUAGGGCUGCAGCUCAUGUCCUCGGUGCCGGAGCGUGAUACGAAGCCCUUGCUAUCCAACGGGGGGUUCCUCCAUCGGGACUGCGGUAUCCCGGAGCCGUCGGUCCCGGUGGACUUUGUGAGGGAUGGGUGGAUCCACCAUAAUAGGGACAACAAGAUCCUCCAUAUGUUGCCGAUGAACCACCACCAACCCAAUUACGGCAUGCUUCCUGAUCCACCCAGCACCCACACCCUUCAAAUGCUGCAGCCGCCUGAGCCACCCAGGGAUGACAAGGUCCUCAUGAUGGAGGACCCUGGAGGCAGAAAUGAGACUUCUUUGAAGAAGAGAUCCCAGGGGCGCCCACACAAAUCCCCGAAGCCAAAGAAGCCAAAGAAAGUUGCCGAGGCCACCAAUGGUUCAGUCUCGCAUGGGAAGGCUGGGAAGAAGAGCACUGGGUUGGUUAUUAAUGGAAUUGAUCUGGACAUCUCAGGUAUUCCUACUCCAGUAUGCUCCUGCACAGGCACACCGCAACAGUGCUACAGGUGGGGCGUUGGAGGGUGGCAAUCAGCAUGCUGCACCACUAGCAUCUCAUGUUACCCUCUCCCUAUGAGCACCAAGAGGCGGGGGGCUCGCAUCGCCGGCCGGAAGAUGAGCCAGGGUGCGUUCAAGAAGGUGCUGGAGAAGCUUGCAGGGGAAGGGCAUAAUCUUUCUAAUCCAAUUGACUUGAGGACUCUCUGGGCCAAGCAUGGUACCAACAAGUUUGUGACUAUCCGGUAAACAUGUACAAUAUCCGGCUUUGUUAGGCUUCGCCGAUGCAUUUGGUCAGCUUCUCCUGUAUAUGUUUAUUUGUGUCCUUUUGCAGAGGCACUUUAAAUAGCUUGUAGCCAGUUUUCUUUAUCAGUCAUGUUUACAUGCUUUUUGAGGUUCAGAUAUUGGAGUUAUAUGGACUUGUUAAUGUCUUCCUUUCUCUUUACAACCUGUAGUUUUAAGAGAAAGAGUGCUGUCUAAUUUAGAUGGCUUUUCAAUUAAUGGAUAGAAAGUUUUCCUAA
Molecule: messenger RNA, 1389 nt
Organism: Elaeis guineensis (African oil palm)
Lineage: Eukaryota; Viridiplantae; Streptophyta; Magnoliopsida; Arecales; Arecaceae
Product: protein Barley B recombinant
Biological process (GO): response to ethylene
Cellular component (GO): nucleus
Molecular function (GO): sequence-specific DNA binding; DNA-binding transcription factor activity
Source: RefSeq, a predicted model, not a curated record